Messenger RNA from Stylophora pistillata, 810 nucleotides. Its product is annotated as cystatin-A. Gene Ontology annotation, molecular function: cysteine-type endopeptidase inhibitor activity. Gene Ontology annotation, cellular component: cytosol. NCBI's taxonomy places the organism in Eukaryota, Metazoa, Cnidaria, Anthozoa, Scleractinia, Pocilloporidae. The record is from RefSeq and is a predicted model, not a curated record.
AAGCCCUCUAGAAACGUGACAAAAACAAAGUUGUUUACUUUGUCGUUCAAAAGUGUCAAACGAUAUUUUUAGGUAGAUAAAUACAGAUCUUAGUAAUCUAGUACACAUCUAGGGGUAACUCCUGAGAAAGCAAAGCUUUUUCGUGUUUUAAAGAUCACCUGGAUUUCUUGAAACUACUCUGGGUACAAAAUGGCAGCUUUGGUUGGUGGAUUUAGUAAGGAAAUGAAGGCUACUGAAGAAGUGCAAAAGAUUGUCGACGAGGUGAGGAGCCAGGCCGAGGCAAUGGCUGGUAAAUCAUUCAAGGAAUUUAAAGCCAUUUCCUAUAGAUCUCAAGUUGUACAGGGUAUGAAUUACUUAGUGAAGGUGCAAGUAGGUGACUCUUCUUAUGUUCAUUUGCGCAUACACCAAAGUUUACCGCAGGAUGGAUCAAAAAUUGAGUUAAUAGCCAUCAGAACUGGAUUGUCGGAAGAUGACAGCUUGGAUGACUUUAAAGCUGAUGGAAAAAAUUAGUUUUUUGACCAAUUAAAAAUAAUGGUAGUUUGGUUGGAUAACUAGUCAAUUCAGAAUGUCUUUUUACAGCUUAAGAGGUCAAAAGAAUUCAUAACUGUUGGCACAAAUUAGAAAGAAAAAAUAAUGAUUAAGUUUUGUAACUUUUUUCAGUUUAAGUUAGCUUUUUGUAAGUGAACCCACUAUCUGCAACUUACUUGUAAAACCACUACUUAACAAAAAAGGAAGGCCAUGAACAUUUAAAGCACUUUGCACAAACUCUCCUUUAGUAAUACAAUAAAAGCAUCUCAACGCGGAGGAAAA